AUGGCGGCCGAGAAGGUGAAGACAGAGCUCAUCUGCCCUUCUCCGGACAUCGUGCUGGUGAUCGGCCAGCCGCCACAGGUGAAGCUCAUGGUCUCGUCCGCCGUCCUCAAAAACGCCUCUGCAGUAUCCGCCGCUAUGCUGGGACCACAGUUCCGUGAAGGUCAAGAGGUCGAAUCCACCGCGCAGCCCAAGGAGAUCAACCUCCCGGACGACAACCCAGAAACCGUGUCGGACAUGUGUCACAUGCUUCACAGCAAGACCGUCCACAAGUACCUGACCGGUGCCUCUGCCGCCACGAUCCUGGAACUCGCCAUCACGAUCGACAAGUAUGCAUGCGUCGAUGCCCUGCGGAUGCAGGCGCAUGCCAUCCUGCUCGGGAAUCUCGACCUCUACGCUGAUCUCGACCUCGCCACGAACGGCCAGCGUAUGGUUGCAGCCUAUCUUCUUGACAAUUCUCGCGCGUUUCGAUUGUCCACCGGGCGCCUGAUCAGUGGCGUUACCACGCCGUACUCUUCACUUCUCUUGGAGGAAUGGGCCUGUCACAUCUCGCCAAUGGCCCUCUAUGGUCUAGAAGCUAAACGAAGCGAAGCGCAACGAAACCUGCUUCACAAUCUGGCCUCUGAGUAUCUGCCUCAACCGGACGUCGACUACGCCAGAUUCAUAACUCAAUUAUGCAAAGCUGUGGAUGUGAGCACUUGGCCGCCAAAACUGGAGUCCCACAGCAUCGAUCAGCUUCUCUCUUACGUCAAGAAGAUGAACACCAUCAACACAAAUCUCGGGCAAAAACUGUCCACAGCAAAGCUCGCUAGUGUGGUCAAGGCCUUGGAAGAGAAUUGCGAUGGGCUCUGUCUGGCCUGCGUCAAGGAGCAGAACGCAGACGUCGUCAAGCAGUGUACAGAGAAAUUGCAUGGGCGUCGGUGA
Messenger RNA from Saxophila tyrrhenica, 921 nucleotides. RefSeq lists its product as uncharacterized. The transcript has 2 exons. NCBI's taxonomy places the organism in Eukaryota, Fungi, Ascomycota, Dothideomycetes, Mycosphaerellales, Extremaceae. The record is from RefSeq and is a predicted model, not a curated record. Bases 1 to 921 code for a protein of 306 amino acids.